AUGUCACAAGCUCCAGGAGGUUUAAGAAGUGCUGCUAAGAGAAAAAACACUGCUGAUAAAAAAGCUAGUGCAUCCCAACCUUUAUCUACCAGAUCAGCUGGUGCUGGAGGUUCAUCAGCCACCAUGAUGAAAUUAUUCACUGAUGAAGCUCAAGGUUUAAGAAUUGAUCCAUUAAUUGUUUUAUUUUUAGCUGUUGGUUUUAUCUUCUCCGUUAUUGUCUUACAUGUUUUUGCUAAAUUAACUGGUAGAUUUUCUUCUUAG
Molecule: messenger RNA, 261 nt
Organism: Yamadazyma jaroonii
Lineage: Eukaryota; Fungi; Ascomycota; Pichiomycetes; Serinales; Debaryomycetaceae
Source: the annotation of a GenBank genome assembly